Messenger RNA from Botrytis sinoallii, 231 nucleotides. RefSeq lists its product as uncharacterized. The record is from RefSeq and is a predicted model, not a curated record. Bases 1 to 231 code for a protein of 76 amino acids. The transcript is spliced from 2 exons. NCBI's taxonomy places the organism in Eukaryota, Fungi, Ascomycota, Leotiomycetes, Helotiales, Sclerotiniaceae.
AUGGAUGAAAUCCUAUGGACACUGAUGAGUGUGCGAGGUAACAUCGAAAUCCAAUUCCGUAGGGCAACAACUGUCUGCAAGAAUAUUACCAAAGUUGUGAGUGAAGAAAGGGAGAUUAUGCAAGAAGAUACCUGGUACUCUAUGGUAUUUAACCAAGCUUCCAGUCACAGUCGCAUGCAAGUCUCUAGACCAGUAGCGAAGGCACUCAUUGUUGGCGGAUGGGGUAAUUGA